CUCGUUAGGAUGGCGGUGGAGCGGCCGUCUCUGUCCGUGUACAAGUUAUAGAUGAAAGCUGGACCUGUGGCGAGUAAAAGUGACUCCGAAUCGAUCACCAGCUUCCUUGUCAAAGUCAUGCGCCUGUUGAUCCGUCUCUUAGCUGCGCUGAUUUUAUGCGGGAAUAAUGGGAAAGCUUCAGGAGAGUUCACUCCGACCGGACAGCCUCUGCAUAUCAAUGACGGCAACUUUUCAAACCGGGAUCACAUGAGACAAGAGCCCUUUCAGCACCACCAACAAGUGCUCGAUGCUGUGUCAGACUCUGCUUUUAACCUCAAGGUCCAGGUGAACAAUGUGCUAAGUCGCCAGUACCUGAGCCAGGCGGUGGUGGAGGUCUACAUCAACUACACUAGAAUCAGCACAGCUCUCACUGUAGAGGAUGGCAGUGUUUUGCUUCAUGUACCUUACCAAACAGCGAUGCCAAUCGCAAUUGUGGCCCGCAAGGAUGGUUACCUUUGCACACUGCUGCCUUUUAAAACCAACAGAAUGCCAAUAUUUUCAUCUGUGACCAUGUCACUACUCGCUCUGACUCAGGGGAACAUCUGGCUCUUUGAUGACUCCGUCCUGAUCACUGGCAAAACAUCUGAUGCUUCGUCUCAGCCGGUUGUCCAGUUUCCCAAGAGCCUGCUGAAUCUGACUGACAGUAGUAAUGUCACCUCCGUUAAAGCCUACCUGACCAUUCCUAAGCUGCAGUCAGAGGAGGGCAGCUUUCUUCACACGUUGGGCAUCAUGAGCAGUAAAUCAGGGUACGUCAGAGUAGAGUUGAGUCCGGUGGCAGCUGUCAGUGUGCAGCUCUUCUCAGGAGACACAGAGUUACAUGUGAGCGGGCCCAUACAGAUCAGCCUCAGUAUUCCUGACGGCCGUGAACUUCAGUCUUCAAAUGUCCCUGCGUGGUUCUUCAACCGGACCACUGGUGGAUGGAUGAGAAAAGGACUGGGAACGGUGGUGUCAGUAGAAGGAAAACACGUGUGGACAUUCACAGCUCCUCACCUUGGUUACUGGAUUGCAGCACCUUUGUCAUCCACCAGAGGUUUCUUUGGACUUGCCAUCCCCAUGGACUUCAUCUUGCACCAUUCAUCUCUCCUGAUGGUUAUCCUCGGAGGAAUGCUUGUUAUUGUCAUCUGUCUUCUGGUUAGGUUAUGGUUUUAUCGCAGAAGUUCAACCAGUGAAACUAAAAUAAAGAAGAUCCCACCAACGAUGAGAAAAGACCAAACCACCUCCACAAGUGAAGAUGAAGUCUUUGAAUUAUCUUCAGCAGACUUCUCUCAUCCACAGGAUGGAGUGAACCAAUCAUUUGGAGAAAAGGGGGAUAAUCGCCACAAUGCCUCUGUUAUUUCUAUGCACAAUGGCAAUGUAAUAACUAAUCCCAAUGCUGUGGCCAUUACGGUGGAGGGUAACGAACUGGAGCUUAACACUGACCUGAAUGAUCUGAUGUGUUUGCAUGAAACUGCAGGUCAGAUCAGAGUACCAGCCUCUUUGACAGAUAAUUUGUUUUUCUACAACCAGCCUGUUGCCAUCCUUCACGCUCCAGCAUUCUUCCAUUCGGAGGAGCAGCCAGAGCAGCCCCAGUGGAGCAAGUCGGCCACUCUUCCCCGCAUGGGGGCUGCUGCUGAGCCGCUGAGUAAAGACAGCUUCACCCAGACUCUGCCAAAAGAUCCCUCUGCCACCCAGAACCAGACAAUGGAAACUGAGGAGCAGCUCGGGGUUCUAGAGAGCUCUGAGGCAGCAACUUCUGCCAACACACCCAGGAGUCACUUCAGCCUCCCAGAGUCAGUGUCGGUCCCUGGGACAUUAAAUAAGAUAAGGGGCAGCGGACACUCAACUCAGCCACCUCGGGCCUGGUUUGUAUCACUGGAGGGCAAACCUGCAGCUGAGAUCCAUUAUGCAGUGUCAGAGCAGCAGAGAAGGCGAAGGCCAGUCGAGAGUCGAGACACCAGCUUAGACUCCGGAGUGGAUAUGAGUGAACUGAACCAGACGUCUGGAAGAAGGGCUGUAACACUGGAGCGUAAUGCUACUUUUGUUAAAAACACAUCCAGCACUAAACAUGAACCUCCACAAUAAAAACUCUCAACCCCUCCAUGCCCAC
Messenger RNA from Epinephelus lanceolatus (giant grouper), 2125 nucleotides. Its product is annotated as protein FAM171B-like. The record is from RefSeq and is a predicted model, not a curated record. NCBI's taxonomy places the organism in Eukaryota, Metazoa, Chordata, Actinopteri, Perciformes, Serranidae.